Messenger RNA from Panicum virgatum (switchgrass), 1523 nucleotides. Its product is annotated as peamaclein-like. Bases 150 to 440 code for a protein of 96 amino acids. Lineage: Eukaryota; Viridiplantae; Streptophyta; Magnoliopsida; Poales; Poaceae. The transcript is spliced from 3 exons. The record is from RefSeq and is a predicted model, not a curated record.
AAAUCGGGCCCAUCCAGGACUCGUGUGCGCUGUGCCAUCCUCCUCGCCACUUCACUCUCUCUAGUGUCUAGUGUAGCUUUGCAGUGGUGGUUGGUUGGUUCUGUGUCUUGAGCCGUGCUGAAGAUCUCGACGAGCAAAGGGGAGAAGAGAUGAAGGGGAUCCCUGUGGCUCUCCUGCUCCUCGCCCUGGUCGCCGCCUCCUCGCUCCAUGAUCUCGCCGCGGUUGCAGACAGCUCCGGCGCCGCCCCGGACGGUGUGUGCGACGGCAAGUGCCGGAGCCGGUGCUCGCUGAAGAAGGCCGGGCGGUGCAUGGGGCUCUGCAUGAUGUGCUGCGGCAAGUGCGGUAGCUGCGUGCCGUCGGGACCCUACGCCAGCAAGGACGAGUGCCCCUGCUAUAGGGACAUGAAGUCGCCCAAGAGCCAGCGCCCCAAGUGCCCCUAGGAACUUAGGAAGGAGCUCCCCUCACCGCCGUCGAUCUGUGGUUCUGUUCGUGUAUCCAGAGAAGUAGUGUGCUGCAAUAAACAAUGCUAGAUCUGUAGUGCUGUAUGUCCUGUGAGAUCUGAGGUCCCAGAGAUCCCAAGCACAAUCUAUCUCUUCUGUUCCCCGCGAAAUUGCCUGUCACAGAUCGAUGUCCAGGAUCGCCUGCCCGUGGGGCACCGUUUGGUCCCCGCGCUUGGCGGCGAUCCGCGGAGGGCACCGGCAGCACAACCGCGGGAGCAUGGGGGAAACUACGGGCCGGCCGUGCGGAUGGCACCGGGCCAAUCGUUCACGUGGGGUGGACCGUGCUGGACGGGACGUGUUCGUAGUUUGUGUGACACGCCCAGGUUAUUUGCGAACUAAACAAUGGAGCGAGCGGUCGCCAAGGAUUCCGCACCGCCGGUGUUGGCUGCUCCCUCCCGUACGGCCCCGAGCCGCAGCGCGGCGCCAUUCGCCACCUCCGCCUCCCCUAGCCGCCGCUGCGGGGUUCCUGCUCGUCCUUCCCUCCUCGAGGAUCCAAACCCUAACAAAGGGGCGCGAUCGAUGGGGAACGGAAGUGGGCGGCCUCUGGGCCAUCGCCUCGUCGCCGUGGCGCAGCUGUAGAACCGCAGGGACUACGCGUUGCGCCUCCGCAUGGUGCUGUGGCUGCGGUGCGGCUGGAGGACCACGGCGACGGGCCGUGACGACUCCCCCGCCUUGCCGUGACGUCUCCACUGGAACCUAAUGGUGGAGUUGAAAGAAGUGGUCGUUGGUGGUUCUUUGUUUUCACUGUCAUAUGCAAGGUUGGGUACUAUUUGGUUACCUCAUUUAUUUCAGCAUGUAAUCUUUUGUGUAAUGGGCCUUUCUAUUUGUUCUGGUUGCAUGAGGUGUUUUUUUUUUGCAUGCUAGAUUUAGGAGUCAUUACACUUCAACUUAGUUUCAUUUUUUCUUAGGAGGAUGAGUUUGAUUAGUUAGUACGAGGUCAAAAGUGAGUGUCGCUUCUGAUGUACAUGAACCGGUAACUGUGAUGCGUACAGGUAAGGCUUCUAAUAAGUCGGUUAUAACUUU